CCACUCCAUACCCAAUUCCCAUUUCAAGUGCGUUCCCCGUUCUUCCUUCCGGUCUCGCUUCCAGAACGCAAUAAACGGGGAAAGAAGGGGAAAUUGAACGGGGAAGGAUACAUCGCGAGGAGUUGGAGGUGAUCUCCCGGUGGUUGGGUGGGAUGAUGGCUCAAUCCAAGUACAUCCUUGCGCUUCUCACCUUCAUCACCAUCGGGAUGAUCAUAGGUUCUUUGUUUCAGUUGGCAUUUAUUUGGCGAUUAGAAGAGCCAUCUGGUACUUCUCAUUGGGAAAAUGACAAGGAGGCUUCACUCCUUCGCCUGGGACUCGUAAAACCUGAAAUCCUCAGCUGGUCACCACGAGUAAUUCUUUUUCAUAAUUUCUUAAGCAUGGAGGAAUGUGAUUAUCUUAGAGCAAUUGCUAAACCACGCCUUCGGAGUUCUACAGUUGUAGAUAUCAAAACAGGGAAGGGUAUGAAAAGUGAUGUUCGAACCAGUUCUGGUAUGUUUCUAAGUUCAGAAGAAAGGAAGUAUCCAAUUAUAGAGGCCAUUGAAAAGCGGAUUGCUGUAUUCUCUCAAGUUCCUGCAGAAAAUGGAGAGCUCAUUCAAGUACUUAGGUAUGAAACAAGUCAGCUUUACAGACCUCAUCAUGAUUACUUUUCUGACACUUUUAACUUAAAGCGUGGAGGCCAACGUGUAGCAACAAUGCUCAUGUAUUUAAGUGAUGAUGUUGAAGGAGGUGAAACAUACUUUCCAAUGGCUGGAUCUGGUGAGUGCAGUUGUGGCGGAAAGGUGGUUAAGGGGCUUUGCGUGAAACCAAAUAAAGGGGAUGCAGUUCUUUUCUGGAGCAUGGGGCUUGAUGGGGAAACAGAUCCAAAUAGUCUUCAUGGAGGAUGCGCGGUUCUGAGGGGAGAGAAGUGGUCAGCCACAAAAUGGAUGAGGCAAAAAGCUAGCUUUUGAGUUUUCUUUUUCCCUUUUCAAAUCCAAUACCUACUUUUUUUCUUAAAUUUUCUCGACACUGAAAUAGAUAGCAAAGGUGUUAAAAUUAUAGUUGUUUGUAAUGAGCACUUGUCGGAUUCUUGAGAGCACCAGUAGAUAUCUUACAUAGUGGAAUCCUGAGGGAAGCAGCUUCACAA
Musa acuminata subsp. malaccensis (wild Malaysian banana) is the source of this 1123-nucleotide messenger RNA. Its product is annotated as prolyl 4-hydroxylase 1. Lineage: Eukaryota; Viridiplantae; Streptophyta; Magnoliopsida; Zingiberales; Musaceae. Gene Ontology annotation, biological process: peptidyl-proline hydroxylation to 4-hydroxy-L-proline. The record is from RefSeq and is a predicted model, not a curated record. Gene Ontology annotation, molecular function: L-ascorbic acid binding; procollagen-proline 4-dioxygenase activity; iron ion binding. Gene Ontology annotation, cellular component: endoplasmic reticulum.